Molecule: messenger RNA, 1401 nt
Organism: Caenorhabditis bovis
Lineage: Eukaryota; Metazoa; Nematoda; Chromadorea; Rhabditida; Rhabditidae
Source: the annotation of a GenBank genome assembly
AUGAAUGUAGAUCCAAUUCAUUUAUGUCUAUGUGAAUUGUGUAGUCGUCAGAUUGCUGGCGAAAAUGCGGCGAAUAUCGAACUCGCCCAAAAAUCCUAUGAAUGCAUGCUUUGCUUUGGCAUUCUGGACAAGGAAAUGAUCGAUGAGGUAGGAGAAGCUGUCCAAAAAGCGCUAAAUGCCCUUCCAUAUGAUUCGAAAAGUUUUAUUUUAGCAUUGAACCUUCCAACCUCCCAAACAUUAAGAGAAAUUCUUAUUUCACGAAUUCGUACUGAUUUUCAUGGAACUCUGGUCACAGUGCCAUUCAAAAUCAGAAAUAUUGAUGCUUACAUCAAAAAAUUGGAAUCGUUCUCUGGAAAGCGUCCGACGCUGAAUUCGGAUCUUCAAUUGAUGAUAACCUUCGAGCAGGACGAGUUCGCCGCUUAUGAUUUGGAAUUUCUGAGGCAAACGUUUCCCAACGAUUUUCGGCAAGGAAAAAAGAGGAGAUAUGACCAUAAAGAAGAGCCCACCGAAUGCUCAAAACAGCAGCUCCAAAAUGUGACGAGCAGGAUCACCAUUGAAAAUGCCAUAAAAUACAAAUUCGCGUCGCCCUCAAAAAAAUGCACAUUUCGAUUGGAUUUCGAGCGAGAUCCGGUGUAUAUUGCGGGACGAUAUUGCAAAUUUUCAAGAUGUCUGCCGCAAUCUCCGUGGAGCGAAGACAAGGAUGCUCCACGAGAGCCCGGAAAUUCGGUUUCAGAAAAGGUUUGCGAUAUUCUUAAAAAGGAAUUUGGUGCGACCGAUAGCCGAUUCGUCACCUCGGGACGUGAGGACAUCGAUGUUCGCAUGCUCGGAACUGGCCGCCCUUUUGUCGUCGAGCUUCGCAAUUGCAGAAUCACCAAUCCUAUUAGAGGAUUGAAUUAUUUGCCGACUUUGAUAUCUGUUGAGAAGAAGAUUAAUCAGCAAAAGGAUAUUAAAGUGAAUUUUUUGACCAGAGUUCACCGGGAUGUUGCGGAGAAGCUGAGUCUGGGUGCGGAAGAUAAUAAGAAGCAAUAUACAGCGUAUUGCUACAGUAUCCUGCCAAUCUCCAAAGAAACUUUCGAGAAAGCCGAAAAAAUGGCACCCGUAGAGAUUAUUCAAAAAACGCCGAUUCGGGUCCUGAAGCGAAGAUCUCUUCUUGAUAGACCGCGCACAGUGUUUAGCAUGGAGUUUAUGCCACUCGAUUCGCACCACUUCCUUGUUAGAAUGGAAACCCAAGCAGGCACCUACAUCAAGGAGUUCGUACACGGCGAUUUCGGGCGAACUCGGCCUUCGUUGGCGGAAUUGUUGAAUGUCGAACACGGCGAAGUCGAUAUUCUGGAGCUUGACGUCGAGAAAGUCGACGUCGAAUGGCCGCCGAUUGUUGAGAAGCCGAUAUCAUUUAGAUGA